This is a messenger RNA of Suillus clintonianus, 2340 nucleotides long. Its product is annotated as pyridine nucleotide-disulfide oxidoreductase-domain-containing protein. The record is from RefSeq and is a predicted model, not a curated record. The transcript has 14 exons. The coding region runs from base 109 to 2094 and encodes 661 amino acids. Gene Ontology annotation, molecular function: NADH dehydrogenase activity; calcium ion binding. NCBI's taxonomy places the organism in Eukaryota, Fungi, Basidiomycota, Agaricomycetes, Boletales, Suillaceae.
GCUCCGAAUCCUCACUGUCACGGUCAACAUCACCCAACUUAGUGCUCUUGUGUCCCUACCUACACAGGCUGACCUAGUGGUCAUUCAAAGAGCGACGCUCACCCUAAAAUGUAUCAACUCACUCGGGUCUGCAAGCCAAGUAGGGCCAGGCUUGUUCGCUUAGGGAUUGGCAUACGACCACCUCUUCUCAGACCUCUCCCGAGUCGGCUAUUGGCCACAGUUACACUGACACCACCGAAACCCUCAAAGCCAAGGCCACAGAUACCAAUCGAGCCUCUUCCGAGGUCUCGUUUACUUAGUCGUAUUCUUUUAGUAGCAAAAUAUACCGGAUAUGCGGUGCUCUCUUCCACAUUUGGGAUUCUGUUACUAGGCGCAGGCAUAUUCAUUCAUGACGCUUUUACUUACACGAGCAAGGAUGUCCACCACGUACCGGUGUUGCCUCUCGCACUGCACCCCGAGCAAGGGGGACCGAAGAACCUCCCAAUCGUGAAAGCACUCGUGGAUGACGUGGAGGAUGAUGAAGCAAAGAAACUUUUGGACAAACCGAAGUUGGUAAUUGUAGGAGGAGGCUGGGGGGCUGUCGCUGUCCUGCAGACACUAGCUCCGGGUGAAUACCACGUGACCGUCGUGUCGCCGGAAACCUUCACCACAUUUACCCCGCUCUUACCUUCGGCUGCGGUCGGUACAGUCCAGGUUCGCACUUUGGUUGAGCCCCUACGCAAGAUUGUAGCGCGUCUCCGCGGCCACUUCGUAGACGCCAAGGCUGUUGACCUUGUAAUGUCUGAGCGCUUAUUGGAACUGGAAACUUUGACUUCGACUGGCGAACCCCAACGUGUUUAUCUUCCCUAUGAUAAACUAAUCAUUGCAUGCGGCUCAACUUCCAGUACGCACGGCGUCACGGGUCUACAACACUGUUUCCAACUCAAGACCAUAUCGGAUGCGCAAGCCAUCCGGCGACGAAUCCUCGACAACUUUGAAACAGCCAGUCUUCCUACUACAACCCCUGAGGAACGCAAGCGUUUGUUAUCUUUCGUCGUUUGCGGCGGCGGCCCCACAGGCGUCGAGACAGCAGCCGAAAUAUACGAUUUCUGUCAAGAAGACAUCGUUAACUACUAUCCCAAGAUAUGCCGCGAGGAAGUCUCGAUCCAUGUAAUCCAGUCACGCGAGCAUAUUCUCAACAUGUAUUCGGAGGCCAUCUCAAAAUAUGCAGAGGAAAAGUUCCGUCGUGAUCGCGUCGACCUAAUCACGUCUGCUAGAGUCAGUGCCGUCCACCCUGAUCACGUCAUGUACACCGUGCGGUCGCCGGACGGGACCAUCACUGCUCACGAGAUCCCGACAAAUUUUGUCCUGUGGUCAACCGGCAUUGCAAUGAAUCCCUUUACCCGUCGGGUAUCUGACUUAUUGCCCAAUCAAGUACACAAGAAAGCGAUCGAAGUUGAUGCCCAACUUCGUGUAAAAGGCGCGCCGUUGGGCGAUGUGUAUGCUAUUGGAGAUUGUGCAACUGGCGAGACAUCCAUCGUCAGCUACCUGCUGGAGUUGGUUGAUGAGGCCGACAAGAACAAAGAUGGCAAGAUCGACUUCGAUGAAUUUGAUUUUAUGGUUGCAAGGAUCAAACACCGGAUACCCAUGGCUGAGUCCCAAUUACAGAAGGUCCGAACAUUGUUCGAUUUGUAUGACUCAGACGCAGACAACAGCCUUUCUUUAAAUGAACUGUGCAAAUUGUUGGAAGAAAUUGGAAAUAAGAUAACAGCACUUCCUGCCACCGCUCAAGUGGCUUCUCAGCAAGGAAAGUAUCUCGGCAAGAAGUUAAGUCAUUUAGCGAAGAAACGAGAAGUCCUCGAGGCGAACGGCAUACAUGACCUGGACGAGGCUGUAUCCGGGCCAUUCCGCUAUACUCAUCUCGGCAGUCUCGCAUAUAUUGGUAACGCCGCAGUCUUCGAUCUAGGCAAUCUGUCAUUCAUGGGCGGCCUCGCCGCGAUGUACGCAUGGCGAAGCAUUUACUGGAGCGAGCAGGUUUCGGCCAGGACACGGUUUCUCUUAAUGAUAGACUGGAUCAUUCGUGGUGUCUGGGGUCGUGACUUGUCCAGGCUUUGAUGAGACUGGAUACUAUACUGUAUUGCAAUGUCGUCCUUCAUCCCGUUCAUUCUCGGCGCUCAUUACACAUUUCUUCUCUUUAUGAUGUAUACGGGUAAUCAUCACUUCGCUGGAUUCGACGUAGAACAGACCCUCAGAGUACGAUUCCAUGGAGUCUUUUCAUUUCUGCCAACCACAGGAUCUUAGAAUGGCUGUCUUGCCUAUCCUUGGCUGGGUGGAGUGAAUCUCAUGCGGCCACCCCAACGC